Saccostrea echinata is the source of this 1179-nucleotide messenger RNA. RefSeq names its product transmembrane protein 45B-like. Bases 13 to 819 code for a protein of 268 amino acids. The record is from RefSeq and is a predicted model, not a curated record. Lineage: Eukaryota; Metazoa; Mollusca; Bivalvia; Ostreida; Ostreidae. The transcript has a single exon.
AGAAUAGACAACAUGGGCAGCUUUAUCGGCCAUGCUUACCCAGGGUCCAUUUUCCUGCUUCUGUCCCUUUGGUGGACUGUACAAAUGUUGCAGAGGUACUUCCGGUGCAAAAAGUUCGGUACGGAGUACAUUGCAACCGUGAUGCAUAAAAGUUAUUCCUUUCCGAAAGUUCCAAUUGAACCAAUUAUCAAGAUAUCUCUCAUCAUGUUUGGAAUCGUUGGCGAAAUCAUCCAAGGACAUCUAAAUAACGAGUUUGCACCCAAAAACUGGCACCAUGCAACGAUGUUUAUGUUUUUCGGACUCUCCGGCUUGAUAGAUAUGUUAGUUCACUAUGAUUUCAAGCUUCCCAAAAACGUAGACUAUGCAAUUUUUAAUCUUUCUAUUGCCGUUGAAGGAUUUUUAUUUUUCUGGCACGUGCACGGUAGAGAACCAGUUGAUGUGUGCGUGCACAAACUGUUGGUGUUCGCCAUUUUUCUUGCAUUUUGCGCCUCCAUGGCAGAAAUGUGCUUUCCUUACAGCAUUUUAGCGUCGCUAGCACGACCAUUUUUCUUUUUCCUAAAAGGAACAUGGUUUUGGCAGAUCGCUUUUACCCUGUACGGUCCAUUUCCGGUAGCUAGCGGUGAUAACCACGAUCAGAUGAUGAUAGCUGUUUAUUUCACCUGGCAUAUAGCCGUUAUAUUCCUCUGUAUGUUUGCAUUAGGUAUCGUGGUUUUCUCUUUGCACAACCAUGGAAACGGAUAUACCAGAGUGUCAUGUAACGAAGAAAAAGUCAGUCUUGUAGAAAAAGACAAUGUAGAGAAGAAUAGCACAGAGAUUUGAUGAUUUGAAACCUAUAUUUCUGAACUCUUGCUUAGUUUAUAUUGUCAUAUGGAUUAAAGUACAAUGUAAUUAUGAAAUAUUUGUUUAUGCAAGGUUUGUGUAUUUGGCUAUUGAAUGUUCACUGUAACCCUGUAAAUCUGCUCACUAUUGUCUGUAUUUAGUAUAAUGUAUAUAUACUAGUACAUACUGCAUUUACAUUUAAAUCUUGUGUAUUGUCCUUUAAGGUACCGGUAGGUUCAAUUCAGGUUAAAUACGUGUCAGAAAUCUUAUACGUUCAUUGAUUUCAUUGUUUUGUAACUAUGUCUGUGUAAUCUUAGACGUAUCUUGUAAGAAGGUUUUUGUAAUGAACCAUAUUAUAAU